GGCCCCCGCCCGCCGCGCCCGGGCCCGCGCCAUGGGGCUCUGGCUGCCGCCGCCCCCUGCGCCGCCGGGCUAGGGAGAUGCGGGCGCCCCCGGCGCGCGGCCCCCGCGGGCACCAUGAGCCCCCUGCUCCGCCGCCUGCUGCUCGCCGCGCUCCUGCAGCUGGCCCCCGCCCAGGGCCCUGUGUCCCAGCCUGAUACCCCCGGCCACCAGAAGAAAGUGGUGUCAUGGAUAGACGUGUAUGCCCGUGCCACCUGCCAGCCCCGGGAGGUGGUGGUGCCCCUGACCGUGGAGCUCAUGGGCACCGUGGCCAAGCAGCUGGUGCCCAGCUGUGUGACCGUGCAGCGCUGUGGUGGCUGCUGCCCUGACGAUGGCCUGGAGUGCGUGCCCACAGGGCAGCACCAAGUCCGAAUGCAGAUACUCAUGAUCCGUUACCCGAGCAGUCAGCUGGGCGAGAUGUCCCUGGAAGAACACAGCCAGUGUGAAUGCAGACCAAAAAAGAGGGAGAGUGCUGUGAAGCCAGACAGGGCUUCCACUCCCCACCACCGUCCCCAGCCCCGCUCUGUUCCGGGCUGGGACUCUGCCCCCGGAGCACCCUCCCCAGCUGACAUCACCCAUCCCACUCCAGCCCCAGGCCCCUCUGCCCACGCUGCACCCAGCGCCACCAGCGCCCUGACCCCCGGACCUGCCGCUGCCGCUGCCGACGCCGCAGCUUCCUCCGUUGCCAAGGGCGGGGCUUAGAGCUCAACCCAGACACCUGCAGGUGCCGGAAGCUGCGAAGGUGACACGUUGCCUUUCAGACUCAGCAGGGCCACUUGCCUCACAGGCCACGUCCCAGAGGAGGACAACAGGGCAACGUGUUGAGAAGUGCCCAGUCCCCAGACCUCAGUGUGGGCAGAAAGCGCUCCCGGACCUGGGCCUCUCAGAGGACUUUCCAGCCGUCCCUGGUCUCUCCCAAGGCCGCCCUCCAACAGGGUGGGCAGCCGGACGAGGAGACGUGUCGGCAGCACCAGGGGUCAUGGACUAACUCGGGAGAGAAGGGGUCCCGUCUCGAUUUUCAACCACCACGUGCAAGCGAGCGUCUUCACAGCUGGCCCCACUGUCCCCUCCCCGAGGCGCCAAUCCUCUGCAGAUACUGGGGACUUGGGCUGCGGUGUUAAGAACUGUGACCCCCAACCCUGAUAAAAGAGAUGGACGGAUCUGUCUGUCCCUGCCUGUGUCCUUGUUUGCCACUGUCCAGGCUGGGCGAUUCAGGCACUCUGUAUCGCGCUACGUCCUAGACCCCGAGCCUGUCUUACUCCCUCGUUGUGUAGAUGGAGGCCAUGAGGCCCCAGGUCCCCCAUCAGGUAGAGCCAGAACUGUGCAGUCUUCCCAAUCCUGUUACAUCCAGGCCCUGCCCCUCCCCUGCUCAUCACAAAAGCUCCUUUCUGGAAGGAGACGGUCUGUUAUGGCCAGUGACCUUGAGGUGGGACCCAGAUCCGCUGAAUGAUCUUGGCUGUCGCUGCCCCCCUCUUUCUGCGCCUCAGUUUCCACAGGCGCCUAUGGAGGGAACGGACGACUG
This is a messenger RNA of Panthera uncia (snow leopard), 1558 nucleotides long. RefSeq names its product vascular endothelial growth factor B (gene VEGFB). The transcript has 7 exons. NCBI's taxonomy places the organism in Eukaryota, Metazoa, Chordata, Mammalia, Carnivora, Felidae. Gene Ontology annotation, cellular component: membrane. Bases 115 to 738 code for a protein of 207 amino acids. Gene Ontology annotation, molecular function: vascular endothelial growth factor receptor 1 binding; chemoattractant activity; growth factor activity. Gene Ontology annotation, biological process: vascular endothelial growth factor signaling pathway; positive regulation of endothelial cell proliferation; sprouting angiogenesis. The record is from RefSeq and is a predicted model, not a curated record.